Messenger RNA from Lacerta agilis (Sand lizard), 2033 nucleotides. RefSeq names its product coiled-coil domain containing 180 (gene CCDC180). Lineage: Eukaryota; Metazoa; Chordata; Lepidosauria; Squamata; Lacertidae. The coding region runs from base 222 to 2033 and encodes 603 amino acids. The transcript is spliced from 15 exons. The record is from RefSeq and is a predicted model, not a curated record.
ACUGCUGAUACAUGAGUCAGUUUGAGGUGCCAUGCAAUUACAAAAAAGUCUUGUUCACAGCAGUUUCUCCCCCACUCCCCAUUCCCAGCAUCACUCAAGGAAUGACACCAAACCAUUCAAUUAUUUCUUUCUUUCUCUUUAUUUUCAUUUUCCUUUUUCUCAGCUAACCCAAGAAAAAGUUCGGCUGCAAACCAAUUGAGCACCUAGGAAAAGUGUGCAACAUGACCCUAGUGGGGGUGCCUCGUGUCGUCCCCAGUGGGAAAGUCUACAGACAGAUAUUUGAUGAUGAGAUAAACCUUGUGCGCACUCUGGGAGAGGCGAGAAGCAAGAUAGCCCAGCACAAGCUCCCGCAAAUCUCAGGAACGAUUCCGCUGGUGAGGGAUACGGAAACCUGCUCAGGCAAUGGGUUUUUAUCACAUCGUCAGCAGAUGUGGGUUGAGGGAAUGCCCAAUGAUGACAUCACUGAAAAUCCAGUGCAAUACAAAGAGGCUGCAACACUGGCAUUUUUAAAGGCUCAAGAAAGUGAAAAUGUUAUUGCUGCCCGGGAAGUCCGAGGCCUUGCUGAAGUCAUAAUUCCUGAGAAGAAAAACAGUGACAUUGUGGAACGUAUCUCAGAGAGCAGGAGGUGCCGUUACGAAGAGACGGUGGUGACGCUACGGCAGGAAUUGGCACGCAUUGGGAUGGAAAUGGAGGUGUGUUUCUUGGAGCCUGGGAAGCUAUUUCUGACCAAGCUGUCAGAAUCUGAUCGCACCAUUGAGUCCCUUUUCCAAGUUUCUGCUGAGAACCUCCACUUGGAGACUUACACCAUGGAGGACUUUGAGAGAAUGUGGAACCUUGUCUCCAAGGAGACCUUAAAAAGAAGGCAGUGGAUUAGAGAGCUGGACCAAGCCUUACUGAAGGCAGAGGUGGAUCGAACUGAACGGAUCAAACUUUUGUUGAACAAAUAUAGUAAGAUCCUGGAUGACAUUUCCUAUUUGCUACCCUCUGAUGUCCACAGGUUCAUUCACAAGGAAGCCAUGAUGAUCAACCAAGCCCUGCUGGCCAAUCGGAGAGCAAUAGCCAAGCUGUUUGUCAACCUGAUGGAGGCAGACCUGAAAGGAGACAUCUUCUAUUAUCGCAAACUGGAGGAGAGAAUAAAGACCUGGAGAGCCAAAUGGAAACAGAACAUCAUUUACAGUUUCAGACAGUUCAUGGAAAGUGAAAGAAUACGGCACCCGAGUGCUGUGAAUGUGGAGCUGGAGAGCAUGCUAAAAGAUCAAGAAUCACUCACUGAGAAUAGAACAGCACUGUUACAUUCUCUGGGCAAUAUGCUGCCUUUGAUGCAAUCCAAGGCUGAAUUAAACGAGUGGUAUGAAUCUGUGGUGGCUAUAAAUAAGCGGAUAGAUACCCACAAUGUCCAAUACUUAAUGAAAAUCCGCCUCCAGUAUGAGAAAGUUUGCCAGGAGUGUUUGUCAAAGGUGCAGGAGUGUAAGAACAAACUGAUAGAUAAGAAAAUCUGCACGGAAAAAGAGGCUGAAAGGAUUGUGAAUCCAAAUUUCUACCAUUUAGUUGGGAGGUUGCAGAGUCGGUUUGAACAGGAGGUAGAAAUGAUGGACGACCACUUAGAACAGUUGGUUAAGCACACAGAAAUCAACUGCAGGAACGUCUACCAGUACUUCCAGGAUGCUCUCGCUCUCUUUGAUACCCACAAAUGCAACCUUGUUCGUCAUGAAAACGAGCUUCACAGUAAAAUGAACGAAUGCCGAAACAAGCACGAAAAUCUAAACAAGGUCAGAGCAGGGGUCUGGUUUAGUGAGGGGUGGGAGGACAGAGGAUACAAUGCGGUAGGCCGUAUCAGAGAUUUUGGUAGGGGGCAGAAAGAAGAACGCUUGUUGCUAAGGGAAGCCAAUCUGGAUGUGACAGUGGACAAACUCAGGACCCAAAGUUCCGAUGAAAAACUGAAGGCCCAGCUGGAGAAAGUUUAUGCUGUUUUGGACUUCAUUCGAGCUGGUUACACAUGCCAAGUCUACACCCACAUUGAGGAGGUGCAGUAG